Diaporthe citri is the source of this 1893-nucleotide messenger RNA. RefSeq lists its product as uncharacterized. NCBI's taxonomy places the organism in Eukaryota, Fungi, Ascomycota, Sordariomycetes, Diaporthales, Diaporthaceae. The coding region runs from base 1 to 1893 and encodes 630 amino acids. Gene Ontology annotation, biological process: DNA-templated transcription; regulation of transcription by RNA polymerase II. Gene Ontology annotation, molecular function: RNA polymerase II cis-regulatory region sequence-specific DNA binding; zinc ion binding; DNA-binding transcription activator activity, RNA polymerase II-specific. The transcript has 4 exons. The record is from RefSeq and is a predicted model, not a curated record. Gene Ontology annotation, cellular component: nucleus.
AUGCAAAGCAAAAUUCGACAUCUGGAGCAGCAGCUAUUCAAGGCUAUACCAAAACCUGUGCACACCGCGACGGUUGCGACUCCUGCCACCGACAUCGAGACAACCUCGUCCAAGUUCGCAGGCACGUUCCAUGUGCACGGCAGCAACACUGCCAGCAGCUUGUUUGGCCGGUCUGCAUUGAUGUCUCGGAGUAUCUCACACAAGACACGAUUACUUGGCCAAAGUCAUUGGAUGAACGGUGCUGUUCCUAUUACCAAAAGCUUUGUCGCGAUAAUCGAGCCAUAUCUUAGGGAGGGCAAGCCCAAGAUAUACCCCCGGCAUCUCGCCGAUGGGCUUGUCGGCCGAUAUCUCGAGACCUUCGAGACAGUGUACCGAGUUUUACACAUUCCCGCUUUCAAGAGAGACUACGAAGCCAUCUGGGCCAAACCCGGCACCCAGCCCGAAACCUAUUUCCUCGUCCAACUCAAACUCGUCCUCGCUCUCGGUGCGGUCACGUAUGACCACAAUUUCUCCCUACGCACCGAAGCAACAAGGUGGAUCUACGAAGCCCAGACCUAUCUCUCCGAGCCCGUCUUUAAGAGUCGUUUGAGGAUCCAGACGGUCCAGACGCGAAUCCUGCUCCUCCUUGCCAUGGAAGCCGUCGAUAUCAGUGGCGACAGCAUAUGGAUCGCAUCAGGCUCGCUUAUCAGGACUGCAAUUACCAUGGGUCUCCAUCGUGACCCACGACAUCUUCCCGAGAUGACACCCUUGGCAGCAGAGAUGAGACGGCGGCUCUGGAAUACCAUACUGGAGAUGUCCUUACAGGCAAGCAUGUCCAAGGGCGGGCCGCCACUGCUCUCUAUGAACGACUUCGACGCAGAAGCGCCGAGCAACAUGGAUGACGAGGCACUCACAGCUGGGCUUAGCCAUAUACCGGACGACAGCAGCGAUCCAACUAUUAUGUCGGUUCCAAGAGCUUUGCGGGCGACGUACCCUGUUAGAAUGAAAAUUACGAAAUUUCUCAACGAUCUCAAUAUGACAGGCGUGGCCUACGAGGACACGCUUCAGCUCGACACAGAAGUCAAAGAAGCCUUCAAAGAGCUCCGCCGUAGCCUCCACCCGCUCCGAGACCAGCCAUCGGCCAGAUUCGCAGCCCUUGCGGCCGAGGUCAUCAUGAACCGGUACCUUUGCACACUCCACAUGCCCUACUUUGCCGCGUCCCUCGAAUCCCCAGCCUAUGCAUUCUCGAGACAAAUGGUCGUCGACAACCUCCUGAAGAUCUGGUGCGCCACCUGGCCAUCCUCAUCUAUCGCCGGCAUCACAGCUUCGGCACAGAGCGUGUACUCGACGCCGUCGGCAGGCUCCUCGGUGUCAAGCGAGGAGCUCCUGGCGAGGCUCAUCACCUGCGGGUCGGGGUUCUUCCGGACAGCCGCCGUGCAGGUGUCCUUCACCAUCCCGAUGGAGCUGCACGCGCAGCUCCAGGACGACGAGGGCCUCGGCCCCACGCGCCUGAGGCGCGACCUCGCCGCCGUGACGGAGGAGAUCAUGGCCUGGUCCUGGCGGUGCAUGGAGGCGGGCGAGACGAGCGUCAAGGGCUUCCUGAUGUCGUCGCUGCUGGUGGCGCAGACCCAGGCCCUCCAGCGGGGGCCCAUCGCGGACAGGGCGGAGCUCGCGCGGUUCCUCAUCGGGGAGGGCCAGAAGGCUGCCGAGAGGUGCGUGCCGCUCAUGGAGGCGACGGUGGAGCGGACCAAGCAGCAGGGGGCGCCGGCGAUCGUGGACGAGUUUGGCCCGUCGCCGGGGCUGACGGAGGACUGGGAUUUUACGCGCAUGACGGACGCAAUGUUCGUGCCUGAAGGGCAGGGUGCAAUGAGCUGGUUUGACAGCGCCUCUAUGCCAGGCCUGUAUUUUUGGUGA